AUUUAUGAGAAACUUCCAUUUAGCAAACACAAUUGCUAAAUCAAGAACCUUGCUUCUUUUUUUUCAGCUGAGGAUUGAAAAUGGAGGUGGUACAUGUACAACAUCGGUGGAGAUUAAGGUGGUCGUUCAAGAAUGCCACCAUUAUUGUCACUUUCGUCAAUAUAAUUGCUGCCCUUUUUAUACUUCACAGUUUCUUCUCUUCUUCUUCAUCUUCCACCACACCAUCUUCAGUUGAAAGGUAUAUAACGGAAGCAGCAGAGAUUCGUCGUGCUAUGUUGCCUGUGGAGCUAAUUAAAAGAGUGAAGGAAAUUCAGAAAGAAGGUCAUGUCGAACCAGAUCCUCUCCAACAGAAGGAUGCAAAGCAGACUGCUGCAGUAGACCUCAUAUCUAGACUGAACAAUUAUCGUUCUUAUUCUGAUUCAGGCAGCGUUAAAGUUGUGGAGGAAUGGCGUAAGCGAAAGAUGGAAAGAGCCAGACAACGCGAACUUGAGAAGAAUGGAACCACCAUCUGACAGUUCUACAUCUUUGACAAGGGUUCAAAAACGAGGCUAUUUGAUCGAUACGACUCGUAGUAUCAGUUGUAUAUGUGUACACUAUUAACAGAUAUGUCUAUCAUCAUGUAUCCAAAUUCUGCAGCACUUGGACAAUUUUAUGCCAUAUAACAUGUUCAGUUUCUAUGUGUCAAAGUCAAAUGUACUAGCAA
Molecule: messenger RNA, 703 nt
Organism: Solanum pennellii
Lineage: Eukaryota; Viridiplantae; Streptophyta; Magnoliopsida; Solanales; Solanaceae
Exons: 4
Coding region: 81-512 (143 amino acids)
Source: RefSeq, a predicted model, not a curated record